AUCAGUUCGCGCUUAUAAAUAAACACAUCUUAGUACAUACCACCGUGCUUCACUCUCCAACGUAGUAGUAUCUUUUAAAACAAAAACAUCCCCCGUUUCAGACUAAACAAAAGAAACAAUGCAGAGGUUGUGCAGCAUUAUCUUGGCAAUAUUAUUUGCCGUAAUCUCCAAAGUUAACGGCUGCCCGCCAUCUGAAAGGGAAGCGCUGUUAGCAUUCAAGGCAGCUAUCCACGAGCCUCGCUUGGGAAUCUUCGAUUCAUGGACGGGAACCGACUGUUGCCACAACUGGUACGGCGUCAGCUGCGACGCCGAGUCACACCAAGUCGCAGAUAUUAACCUCCGUGGCGAGUCACAAGAUCCCAUAUUCGAGCGAGCUCAUCGGACCGGUUUCAUGACCGGUUUGAUCUCGCCCGAAAUAUGCAAGUUAACUCGCCUUUCCAGUAUCACUAUAGCUGAUUGGAAAGGAAUCACGGGUGAGAUCCCUAAAUGCAUCUCUACGCUGUCGUUUCUCCGAAUCAUCGACUUGAUUGGUAAUAAAAUAUCGGGAGAAAUUCCUGCUGAUAUCGGGAAAUUACAACGUCUCGCGGUUUUAAAUAUCGCGGAUAACCAAAUAUCGGGGCGAAUCCCGGCUUCAUUGACAGUUUUAUCGAGCUUGAUGCAUCUCGAUUUGAGAAACAACAAAAUAUCGGGUCCGAUCCCGAGGAAGUUCGGGCGACUCCGAAUGUUGAGCAGGGCUUUGUUGAGCGGGAACCAAAUAAGUGGGCCGAUCCCCGGCUCUAUAUCUCGCAUUUAUCGUCUAGCUGAUUUGGACCUUUCAAUGAACAAUUUAUCUGGUGCGAUUCCUAGUUCUCUCGGAAAAAUGGCGGUUCUCGCGACAUUGAAUUUGGAUUGCAACAAAAUAUCUGGAACGAUACCAGCAACUCUCUUUACUUCCUCCAUCGGAAGCUUAAAUUUGAGUCGAAAUGCGUUAGAAGGAAAAAUCCCGGAUGUUUUUGGGCCGAGAUCUUAUUUUACCGCCAUUGAUUUAGCCUAUAACAAGCUUUCCGGCCCGAUACCGACGACAUUGGCGGUGGCAUCUUACAUCGGACACCUAGAUUUGAGUUACAAUCACUUAUGUGGGCGCAUUCCGGCAGGAGCACCGUUUGACCAUCUUGAGGCAUCAUCAUUUACUCAUAACGAUUGUCUCUGUGGAAAACCACUCAGAGCUUGUUGAUUAAGUCGUUAAUAUUUUUUUCCAGUGUAAACCUUAUUAAUGAGAAUUUUUAAAGUUUUAAAUUUAA
This is a messenger RNA of Hibiscus syriacus, 1280 nucleotides long. Its product is annotated as DNA damage-repair/toleration protein DRT100-like. NCBI's taxonomy places the organism in Eukaryota, Viridiplantae, Streptophyta, Magnoliopsida, Malvales, Malvaceae. The transcript has a single exon. Gene Ontology annotation, molecular function: protein binding. The record is from RefSeq and is a predicted model, not a curated record. Bases 119 to 1213 code for a protein of 364 amino acids.